AUGAUUAUGGAAUACAUCGGUGACGGUACGGUGUAUCACCUUCACGACAAUCUUGCACCAGAGCACAUGAACCAAGCAACGGAUACAUCUAUCGAGAUGCUGCGAGCGUUUGUAGGAGAGCGACUAAAGCAUCAAGUAGAUCAAUUGGAAGCCAUUCUUCCCGAGUUGGUGGAUAUAAAACUAGUCGAGGAAUUGCCAAAAUCACUAGGCUUCCCUGAUCAUGCUCGAAAAGGCUGA
This is a messenger RNA of Cooperia oncophora, 237 nucleotides long. NCBI's taxonomy places the organism in Eukaryota, Metazoa, Nematoda, Chromadorea, Rhabditida, Trichostrongylidae. The record is from the annotation of a GenBank genome assembly.